This is a messenger RNA of Spodoptera litura, 792 nucleotides long. Lineage: Eukaryota; Metazoa; Arthropoda; Insecta; Lepidoptera; Noctuidae. The record is from RefSeq and is a predicted model, not a curated record.
CGUUGCGAGUAGGUACUUGCGAGGCGAGUGUAGGUACUAGGUAGUGGAUGUGUGUCUAUUGUGCAAUGUGCAUCGUCUAUGGCGAGCGGGAAAGCCGCGUUUUCGAUUUUAUGCAUGUAUCAUAUAUCAUCAAGCAACGUCAAGAAGAUUUCAAGAAUGGAGCCGCCGCCGGUAGACGAGGCGGCAGAGAAAACGAUCUCGGACUAUCUGCGGUCUUGGGGAUUGGAAGCCUACAUUCCAAAAUUUUUGGAAGAAUCCAUUGAUGUGGAGACUCUCCAAAUGUUAUCAGAGGCUGACCUGAAAGACUUAGUGCCAAUUAUUGGACACCAGGCUAAGCUGACGACACAAAUCAAACUUUUGACCAAUAUAAUGUCAAAUGCUUUUGAGAACACUAGUCCAAUGAAGAACAAACUGAUUUAGCCGCUCUAACAUCGCUACCUUUUUUGAUGAGCACAUCAAAUGUUACUUCUACAAAGAAAGCAACUAAAAAGACACACUGGAGACCAUCAAAGCGAGAGGUAUUGGAAGGCUUCAUAACUCAAGUCGCAAGUCCAGCUGAGGUAGCAGUAGAGAUAACAAGAAAAAGAGACAAGCUUAUGGAAAUGGACCUUCAAAUGCAACCUUUUGUAAUUGCAGUUGUGUCACCGAAUAAAUCAAUUACAGCAAGGUACAUAGUGAUUAAUAACAUAACAUAUGAAAUGCCAACUAUUACAAAAGCUGUAGAAGUUUUUUUAAAGGCGAUUUUUGUAUUGAAUGCUGAAUAUCCUAAAGAGUCCCGUCAUGUCUGGCAGU